Microthlaspi erraticum is the source of this 1326-nucleotide messenger RNA. The record is from the annotation of a GenBank genome assembly. NCBI's taxonomy places the organism in Eukaryota, Viridiplantae, Streptophyta, Magnoliopsida, Brassicales, Brassicaceae.
AUGAUGAUGCAAUUGCAAGAUUCGGCAGCUCAACAACCCGAAAUCGCUACAAUCGUGGGGGAUUCUUCUUCUUCCUCUUCCUCUUCUUCUCCUCAUUCUUCUUCUCAGGGUGAUAAGCAGGUAAAAGAAAAAUCUACUGAAGAUGUGCCAAGCGGAACCCACUUGGAUCUUUCAAUACAAAUACCUCCAAGGCCAAUUCCAUUUGUUGGUUGCCGUAACCCAAAGAGUUCACUGAUGUCCACUGGCUCAUUCAAAAGUGGCAGCACAUCGUCACCGAGAGGGAUCCUGCGGAAUUUAAGCCUGAAAAAGAAAGUUGUAGCUCAACCUGAAAGCGAGAGAAGCUCUCUACUCUCUCCAGGACUCAUGGAAACUGCUAAGAAGAGCAAUACUCCCGGUUCAACAACUUCGCAUUAUUGGAAAAGAUGUUUGUCGCUUCCAUCUAGACAUGCCGCAAAACUGUCUCCUGUGGUAUCUGCACAAGUCUCAGUUGGUGUGCCCGUUGAACCGCCUAAUAAAGAUUAUAGCUAUCCGGCAGUUCCAAGGUCCUUGUCCAUGCCCGGAAGAAACAAAGUGAUUGUGCGAUCCAUUUCUUUUGACAACCAGAAAGCCCGUGUUUCCUCUGUAACAAGUGCAGAUCAAGUGUCUCCUGUUCCUCCUGAAGAAACCGAUGAAGAAAUUCCGGAAGAAGAGGCAGUGUGCCGGAUCUGUCUGGACGUGUGCGAAGAAGGAAACACACUGAAAAUGGAGUGCAGCUGCAAAGGGGAUCUCAGGCUUGUUCAUGAGACGUGUGCCAUUAAGUGGUUUAGCACAAAGGGAACAAGAAGCUGUGACGUCUGCAGACAAGAGGUCCGAAACUUACCAGUUAUAUUGCUUCGUGUGCCCACAACUACUCCACCAAAUACUAGGCGUGAUCGCAAUCAACAGAAUAUGCAGUCACAAACCGCUAGUGCUUGGCAAGAGUUUGUGGUGCUAGUUCUAAUUAGCACAGUCUGUUACUUCUUCUUCCUCGAGCAAUUACUGAUUCGGGACUUGAACAAGAAAGCUGUCUACAUCGCAGCGCCAUUUUCAUUAACGUUGGGCCUCUUAGCAUCCAUUUUUGCCAUUGUCCUCGCUAUCAGAGAAUACAUAUGGACAUACGCAGCACUUGAGUUUGCGCUUGUUGGCAUGUUGGUUCAUAUACUAUAUGCUUCAGUUAAACUAUCGCCGAUCUAUGCAAUACUUUUUGCAGGGAUUCUUGGUUUUGGGAUAGCCGUGUGCCUGAACUCGUUGUAUCUUCAUUACUUCACUUGGCGUGUACGCAUUGCAGAAAACCCAAGUCCAGUUUGA